CUUGUCUUGUGUUACCAUAUAUAACGAAAUAACAACAUUGCUUGCAUUGUACUUCUUAAUAUAACUUUUAUCUAAAAUAUUAGAAUUGUCAAGGAGUAACUUGGAAAAAUAAUUAUUUUUAAUAUGGCUUCUAAAAAAAAACGUCAUUGUGUCAUGGAGUGUAGUGGGUCCAAGAAACCAAAAAUAUUAAAUCAUGUGCGAUCUUUGUUGGAUAUCACCUCUCAGUGCAUAGCCAGUAAUUUCCCUUAUGAAGAAGUUGAACAAAAGAUCGGCUGCAUCCCUAGCCCAGUUUUAAAACGAAUAUUGUAUUACGCUUUCCCGCUCAAAGAAUCAAGCAUCGAAAUGUAUUCAUCAAAUAAGCUUUAUGCAAACACUACAGACCUAUUAAAACAACCAUUCCAUACAGGACUUAAGUUAGUGGAAACUGGAUCGGUUGAUGAUGUAGUACAAAUUGGUUUUCACUUGAACGGAACUGUACAAGAAAGGAUUGGAAUUUGCAGCAAACAGAAGAUCUACACUUUUAAAUGUUCUAUAAACUUUGAUCGAAACUGUAUAACCAGCACUCAAUGCAGUUGUAGUAAAAAAAAUUUGUUGUGGUGUUCACACGUCGUAGCACUUGCAAUUUAUCGAAUACGCAAUGCCGACUCAAUACCAAUAAAACCACCCAUAUCGGAUUCAAUUGUCCAACUUAAAAAAAAAGAUUUGCAAAAGCUAUUGCUCAUGUUAGUUUCAUCUCAUAAAAAUGAUAUUCUGCCUUCCGUUCAAAAGCUGUUAGAUGAAAUAACUGUUCCAAAUUCAGAAUUUAAUUUAAUAUGUGGUCUACCAGAUCCAACUGCCGGCGGAAGCUGUGGAGAAGACAUUAUCUGGUUUAUGGAUCAAGAAAAUAUAAAAGAACAAAUUAAAAUUGAUAUGGUCGAGGGAACCGCUGGGAGAAAUGUUAUUGCUCACUUAAAUAAGGUACGCGAAAUGCUUGCCGCAAAAGAUAGUAAUUAUUUAAAUCUACUUACCGCAGUCACUGACGCCAUAUUAGAAGAAAGUAUUAACAAACCUCAAAUUCAAGUAUGUCAUCGAGUACAGAGAAUAUACGACGAAUUGCAGUCGCUCUGGUUUUGUGUAUUUUUAAAUCCUAAUCUACCGAAUUCAAUAAAAAAUAAAUUGAGAACAUAUUUAUAUAAAUACUUCGAAUGUGAUCUAUGUCCAACUGAAAACUACGAUGAUAAACAUUCCAAAAAAUUGUUACAAGAGGUUGUGAACUGUGACAAUUCAAAAGACGAUUUAUUUAUUUUGGCAUCAACGGUGGAAAGUCUCCGUUUAUGUGGAUGUGAAGAAAAAGCUUUAAAUUUAAGCCAAAAAGCACUCCAGAUUCAAAGACAGUUGGAUAAAAAAAAUUUUUUUGGAUCAAACACAAAUCCUAUUCAAAUAUUUUACAAUUGCUUUACUGAUAAUAGUCUUGAUAGUGAAGCCUUCGAGAUUGCUAUUAUUUCCCUUUUCAAUUCGUUUGAGCUUCCGAAAGGCGAGUAUGCACAAAACCGUCUUACACAUCGAUGUGAAAAACUCAUAUCUUUACUGGAAAAACAUGACAUUAAAAAUGUGGAAAUUAAAGCAAUUUUAACAAGAUAUUCGAAUGAGUUUUACUCGCGUUUUUCUAACGUUCCAAAUCGCUUAAAUAUUCUUCCCAAUCAUUGUUUUGCACGUUACAUUUUCGAAAGCUUAUCAACUAGUGAUGUUUCUCUUGCAUUUCAACUAGGACUUUACUUUCUGCCUUUAGUUUUGAACAAAAAUGAAACAGAAAACGAGGAUGAAGACCAACUUGUAUUAGAAAACCUUAGAUUUAAUGACACUUCAUGUUACGUCAUUUCACAUGUUGAACAUCAGCAGGGAGAGCUAGCAUCGAGUUUACUAAAAGUUUGUCUUAUUAAUCCAUCAUAUCUAAAAAUUACUUUAAAUUCUAUUCUUGAUGACGUUAAAAAUCCUUCUCAACUUGUGCGUUUAUCUAAAAUAUGCAGAGAUACUGCAGUUACCGAACAAAAAGUUAAUGGUGAAAUAACUAAUUCAACCAAUGAGGAACUACUUGGAGCCGCAUUCGAACUAAGUGUUCGCAGUGUUCGACUGGUUAAUAAUAUUGAUGAGCGAAAAACUUGCAUAAGGUGGUUGGUUUCUUGUGCUGUUGAAACCGGUCGUCGAGCAAUUGAAUUUAUUAUUAGAAACUGGAACGAUUUGUUUGAAGCAAAAGAGAUUAGUAGCGAUGUAGGUCCAAUAUUAACUUCGCAGCCGGUAUUUUUCCACCUAAAUCUCACUUCAUUAAACGACAAAGAAAAACUUUUAUCCGAUAUACGUACUAUGGUAAUCGAAGCUUGUAUUAAAGAUCCAGUUCCGUGUACUCUGUUUGCAUUGACUCUUUGUGAAAACGAAACUGAAAGUUUAGAGCUAGUUUGUCAAAUUGUAUACGAAUCAAGUCCUCGGUUUAAUACCGCGCAGUUGUUUAGUGUUGCGCGUUAUCUUGAGAGUAAAAAGCACCAUCAAAAAGCGUUUAAAAUUGCAAUACAAGCUUUAAAAAAAUUGGACAUAGGGCCGUUAGAAAACCAACACCCAGCUAUUUGUGACGUUUUAUGGUUAGGAAGUUUGGCUUGUACUCUUGGAAUGGACGAACUGACUCAACUUAUUCCUGUAAUAGAAAACUGUAUUCAUAAUCCUUUAUUACUGACUGAAAUCGCUCAGCGUUGUGAAACAAUGAAUACACACAGUGGAAUAAAAUAUUCAUGCCUUCACGAACCUUUAAAUAGACUAAUAGCAUAUGCGCAAAAGUUAUUUGUCCAAGAUGUAGAAAUUAAGUUGCAUAGCAUUACUAGAAAAAAUUACUUAGACUUUACAAAAUAUUUGCAAAAAAUAAGAAAAGCGUUUACUCUAUCCGAGGAUGGUGCUGAGCAAUUUCAUUGGCUUAUAGACUAUAUUAUGACGUCACAACGCGGAAAAAAGAAGUUACACCAAGUUCUCUCCGAGACAUUUUUAUGUUGUCAAUAGUAAAAGAGUUUGCAAAUAUUUUUAUACUGUAAAUAGAAAUUAUAUAUUUAUUGAAAAAAAUAUUUAUUAUAUACAAUAUAUAUAUAAACAUUUUUAUUAAA
Messenger RNA from Hydra vulgaris (swiftwater hydra), 3122 nucleotides. RefSeq names its product zinc finger SWIM domain-containing protein 6. Gene Ontology annotation, cellular component: Cul2-RING ubiquitin ligase complex. NCBI's taxonomy places the organism in Eukaryota, Metazoa, Cnidaria, Hydrozoa, Anthoathecata, Hydridae. The record is from RefSeq and is a predicted model, not a curated record. Gene Ontology annotation, molecular function: zinc ion binding.